ACGAACCGGAAGAUAUGCUAAAGAGCUUUCGAUAAUCUGCCAGUGUGUGGCAAUCGUUAUCCGUGACUUUCCUGAGGAUGUAUCAUCAUCAGGAUUGCCUGUUGCAUAUCUGCAGUUCUUUACGGCUUGUUCGGAGCAAAUUCGUCCAGAACAGCUUCGAUGUAGUGAUGCACCAGGACUCAUCGACGGCUCCUCAGAGUCUGGUCCAAAUUUCGAGUCACAACAAACCUUACAGAUUGACGUAUCCAUCGUCUAACCAAAAGCAAAUACUGCUGUUCAUUACCUUCCGUCUGGUUGUGUCUAUCACCGAGUCUGUUUCAGGAAUUGCUCCGCCCCAAUCAGGAAUGUUCCCUAUUCCAAUAUCUAUGUCUUCAACUGCGAAGAUUGACGAUGAAAGCCAAGGUGGGGUGAGCUGGACGCGGACUGAUAUAUCCCUUCCGGUCCGCAAUGUCAUUGCCCAUGCAUCGCUUCACGAUCCCAACUUCGAUGCAGAUUCGUCUGUCUUCGAGGAUGACUCGGCAUAUCCUGAGGUACGAUCCGCCGUAGCGAACAUAGAUGAUCCUUCGGUCCCCGUCAACACCCUUCGUUCAUGGCUUAUUGGGAUUAUCUGGGCGAUGCUUAUCCUUGGGUUGAAUCAAUUUCUUUUCUUCAGAUAUCCGUCAAUCAUUGUCUCAAUUGACUUCGUUUCCAAUCGGCCGUUUGGUACCAAUCAGCAUACGCAAGUCGGUUUAUCACGGGAGCGGUUCUUCGUGUACGCGUUUCUCGCUUCCGGUCCGUGGUAUGUAUUCCCCGGAUACCUCUUCCGGGCCCUGAGCUAUUUCUCGUGGGUAUGCUGGAUCGCCCCGAAGAAUAUCAUUGCCAAUCAGCUGUUCGGAUAUAUCUCUGGUUUGGGGACGUCUACCGUCACCUUCGAUUGGUCACAAAUCGCAUACAUUGGUUCUCCUCUGGCUACUCCUUGGUGGACGGCUGCGAACGCUGCUGCUGGUUUCUUUUUCUUUUUCUUACCUGCCCCCAUCACAGCAACUCUCGCACAUACGAUAUUGUACCAUCGUAGACAGAUUUGGGCUCAAGCAUGUCGUUCACUUCAUGAACAUGCUGAUAUCCAUGCCCGAUUCAUGUCCGUUUACCCUCAGGUUCCAGAUUGGUGGUACGGAAUCAUACUCGUGGUAAUGUUGGUUUUUGGUGUCAUCUCAAUCGAAGUGUGGGAUACCCAAACGCCCGUGUGGGCGUUCGUACUCGCUCAUACCCUUGGUUUCAUUUACACCGUCCCCGUUGGGGUACAGUUCCAUGACCCAAGCACUGCAGUUCGCGAGCGGUUUCAAACUUGGUCACUACAUAAAGAUCCCCUUAGACCACGCACUAUGCAGUUAUCUAAUGGUGCAAUUUACAAUGGCUUGCUAUUCUUCCUCCUGGUCGGUGUAGCUGCUCCUUCAAUUGGGGAUUUGAUCCAAAGGAAGUGGCCUGUAAUUUUCAAUGGUACCGGUGCUAUCCCACCUGCAACUGCGGUGAAUUACGUGCCUUGGACAACUGUUGACUUCAUCUUCAACUAUAUCAUACGGCGCCGCCGCUUCGCAUGGUGGACAAAAUACAACUGUGGGUUCGCGUUGCAGUACACCCAUCACAAUGCCUGGCUUCCUUGACACUGGUACUAAGACGUCCUAUCAGCUGCACUGGACGCAGGUGCUGCUGUUUCCGGCGUAUUGAUCUUCUUGUGUCUUUGAUAUCCUCGCGAUGGCACUGUUGGAGAAAGUUCAAUUGAAAAAUGGUGGGGUAAUACAGUAUUCCUGAAGACAUUGGAUGCUGUUUCUGCGCCAUUCUACACCCUUGAACUUUGGGCCCGAGACCCAGUGAUUUGACCACACUACCACAAUGUCCACCUAUUACACACCC
This is a messenger RNA of Somion occarium, 1890 nucleotides long. NCBI's taxonomy places the organism in Eukaryota, Fungi, Basidiomycota, Agaricomycetes, Polyporales, Cerrenaceae. The record is from the annotation of a GenBank genome assembly.